GCCGUUUCGCUGCCCUUGCGCUGCGUCCGAAGAUGUCGCUCUCACAACGGUUGGUCGCGCUUGCUCACCAAAUCAAAGCUGGUGCCAGACCUGCCUUUGCGACAUUCGUGAGCAAUGCCAAGGUUGAAUUGAUUCCACCCUCUCCCCGUGAGAUCCCGCAGGUCUUCGCCGGUUUCGGUCAAAUCAUGAGAUCGGCACGUACCGGGGCAUGGAAGAACCUCACCGUACGAGAAGCUACUCUCAACACGCUCGUCGGUCUCGAAAUUUACUUCCUCUUCUUUGUUGGCGAGUGUAUCGGCAAGGGAUCGCUCAUCGGAUACCAUGUGUAAAUGAAGAGGUCUCCUCUUUUAGCUUCAAAUAAAAUCCUGAGAUGA
Galendromus occidentalis (western predatory mite) is the source of this 374-nucleotide messenger RNA. Its product is annotated as ATP synthase subunit g, mitochondrial. The record is from RefSeq and is a predicted model, not a curated record. NCBI's taxonomy places the organism in Eukaryota, Metazoa, Arthropoda, Arachnida, Mesostigmata, Phytoseiidae. Gene Ontology annotation, biological process: proton motive force-driven ATP synthesis. The coding region runs from base 33 to 329 and encodes 98 amino acids. Gene Ontology annotation, molecular function: proton transmembrane transporter activity. The transcript is spliced from 3 exons.